Messenger RNA from Lates calcarifer (barramundi perch), 2025 nucleotides. RefSeq lists its product as uncharacterized. Bases 131 to 514 code for a protein of 127 amino acids. The record is from RefSeq and is a predicted model, not a curated record. The transcript is spliced from 5 exons. Lineage: Eukaryota; Metazoa; Chordata; Actinopteri; Centropomidae.
UCUCCUCCCCUUUUCUCUCUGUUCAUUCAGAGCUCAGUCGAUCAGGACAUCACAUCUUUGUCUCUGUCUUUGUCCAUCACUCUGUCAUUUAUUCAUUCAUUCAUCCUCUCUCUCUCUGUAAAUGUGAAUCAUGUCCAGUCUCAGUUUUCUGUCUGUUUAUCUCAGUGGAGCCUCAGUGAUCCUGCUGCUGACUGCUGCUGCGUCUCAGGCUCAGGACUACGACUUCACUCCACCUACGGACUAUGACUCUGACUACAAUGCUACCUUCGAGUACAGUUUCUACAGUAACACCAGCAGCGAGGACCUGGAAAAGUUCAGCGAACGAUUCAUCGACCAGGAAGGGGAGGAGGAUGCGACUGUUACCAUGACAACCACCCAAGGACCCACAGAGAAGGGAGGGGCCAAAGUUAAUAAUGCUGCAUCACUUCCUGUUUCUCUGGAAAUCAGGAUGCUCAUCUGGAGUCUGAUGAUCCUGAUCAGUCUGAACCUGCAGCAGAUACAGGACUCACUAUGAGACUGGACACACACACACUCAGCAGCUGCUGCUGGGUGUGUUUGAUGCUACAGAAACCAGCGAGGGUCACCUGACCUAAGGCGGGAGGGGUCAGUGUCACCUCUGUGACCUUUGACCUCAGCACAAAGAAACUCCUCCUGUCUGUCACCUUGGCGUGGGACCAAGUGAAGCUCGGCCAAUCACAAACCUUUAUUUGCACCUCAGUUCACUGCAGAACUUUUCUUAUAGAUAUAAAAAAAAAAUUAUCACAUUUUCACAGUUUCACUUUUUAUCAGAAUGUUGGAGAAACAGAAGUACGGAGGCCCAGAGGGGUCAUGAAGAGAAAAUCAGAGAUCAGAGAUAACUGUGUCUGUAAACUAUAAAAUAAAUGACUAAUGUAUUAUCUCCUGAACAUUAAUCAAAACAUGACAACAAAUUAUAUCAAAAUAUAAUUUUCUGUAAUAACAUGGUCUCAGUAUAUAUUUUUUUCUCUGACCACUCUGGGCCACUGUACAGAACAGAUCCUACAUAAUAUUAUUUUUCAUAUGGUGGGUCAUCUGUAUGAGUAUGAAAGCUUAUUAAUGCCAAAACUGUUGAGUGAGAGCAAAGAAAAAUCAGGAUUCAGCUCACCUGUGGAGAGACUUCAAGACCUGAUCCGAGGGCACAGCCAGACUGGAGUGGACCAGGACCAGAUCCAAGAUGUAGUUGACCUGAACAGAGAGACAAACAAUCAAUUAAAAAGCAGUGUAAGAAUAAAUUUGACGUCAUAGAAAUCAAAAUAAUUAUCUUUUUUCUUUCAAAGACAGAUUUAUAUAAAUAAAGUCCAACAAUAAAAAUUUAACUGUGAAUUAUCUUAUCUUAUCUGACCUGUUCAAUGUCAGAGUCUUAGAAACUCUGAUUUAUCUCGCCAACGACUCUGAACUCUUUCACUGUGACCUGUUAUAAACUGUAACCAUGGCAACAGUGAUGAGUGAUGUGGACACCUCAGUGAGUUAAUUAAAAUUAGAUUUUUGUACUUUUAAAUAUACAUUUCCCUCUUUGUUCUGUUGCCACUGAUUAUGCUGAAAAAUGAUUUAAUUCUGUCAUGAAUGAACUUCCAUAUUUCAAGUCCUGUAACUGAGAGAGCUGUGAAUGUUUUCUGUGGAAAAACAUCAAAUGUUAAGAGAUUAUAUUUUUAAUCUGAUGAGGAUGAAAAUCUUAUUUUUUAAAAAUAAUAAAAACACUUUUGUACAGAUAAAUCCUGUAAAUUUGACAGAAAUCAGAAUCUAGUUUCUGAAUCAAAUGAGCAGCAUUUGUUCUAAGGAAAAAGAAAAAUGAGGUCCGAUAAUUUAACAAAUAGCUCUUUAGCUGUUUGAGUCAUGAGACAAAUAAAAUCUUGUUUGUUAUUCAAAUAUUUGAAUGUUGGAAACAUUUUGGGAAAAAAACAUUAAAGCUAAAAAUUAAACACAGGAAAUAACAGAAACAACCUUCAGCAGAUUUCUGUACUUUGUUUCAUAUCUGUUUGUGUUUUUCAAUAAAAUGUGUUAAAAGUU